UUCUUUAUCACCUGCCUCUAUUUGCGUGUCGUUGAGUUCUCCAACUGCAUCUCUUUACCCCUGUUGCUUUUCCUUCCGUGUUUUUUGUGCUUGGCCAAAAUCUUUGUUCACUUUACGUUUUACACUCAAUCUUCUCUCUGCUUUGCCUUCUUCAACUCUUUUGCUUCUUUUAUUCAUCUGGGUUUCUUUGCUUCGUUGUUUCCUAGUUAUCAAACUUGUCAUGUUGGUCUUCAUUUUCUUCAGGUUGAUCAGGGCUUUGUAGCUGAUUAUUGCAAUGUAUUGCUUUCACUGCUUCACCAGACGCAUAAGACGAAGGUCAUCAAAACCUGAGCUCAAAGAAGAAUUGAAGUCCCGAAACUCCGAGGUCAAUAGAAUUACCGAAUCUUUGUCCGCAUCACCCUCACCACGCGGGAUUCCAGAAUUGUAUGAAGAGAAGGCUCACAAUUUGCGUGUUUUCUCCUUCGCUGAACUCCAGCGAGCUACAAAUAAUUUCAGUAGGCUUUUGAAGAUUGGUCAGGGUGGGUUUGGGAGUGUAUUUAAAGGUUCAAUCCAGGCCCCUGGUGGGAAUAAUAAGGAGUUUAUUUCGGUUGCCAUCAAAAGGCUCGAACCUGAUGGAUUCCAGGGUCAUAAGCAAUGGUUAGCUGAAGUUCAGUUUCUCGGCGUUGUGGAGCACCCAAAUCUUGUCAAACUAAUUGGAUAUUGUGCUGUGGAUACUGAAAGAGGGAUCCAGAGACUACUUGUAUAUGAAUACAUGCCGAAUAAAAGCUUGGAAUAUCAUCUUUUCCACAAGGCAUAUGAUCCUCUUCCUUGGAAAACAAGACUUGAAAUAGCACUUGGAGCAGCUCGAGGGUUGGCAUAUCUCCAUGAAGAAUUAGAAGUUCAGGUGAUAUAUAGAGAUUUUAAAACCUCAAAUGUGUUACUGGACGAAAAUUUUAGGCCAAAACUUUCUGAUUUUGGACUUGCUAGGGAGGGGCCAAUAGCUGGGCAUACUCAUGUUUCAACUGCAGUGAUGGGAACAUAUGGCUAUGCUGCUCCAGAUUACAUUGAGACAGGGCAUCUCACUACAAAGAGUGAUGUAUGGAGUUUUGGUGUGGUUCUCUAUGAAAUUCUUACUGGCAGGCGAUCACUGGAUCGAAACCGGCCAAAGACGGAACAGAAGCUUUUGGAGUGGGUGAAACAGCACCCUACUAACAGAAGAAGCUUCAGCUUGAUAAUUGAUCCAAGAGUUGAAGGCCAAUAUUCCAUAAACGGAGCGCGAAAUAUCGCCAAGCUUGCAGAUGAUUGUCUGAGUAAAAGUGCUAAAGAUCGACCAAAGAUGAGUCAGGUGGUGGAGAGGUUGAAGCAAAUAAUCAUCAUAAAUUCAGAUGAAGGUAAUCCUGAUGAGAAAGAUAUUAACCUGUUGGAAAAUGACGAUUUUCCUGAUAAAGAAAAAAAGCUAAAUCAACCAAACCCUUCAAAGUUGUGGCAAAGGAGGAUGGAUCAUCUUGCAAAACUUGGUGAGCAUGUGGAGACUGCUAUAGGACGAAGAUUUUUGAUCCUACAAAAGGCCAAAGCUGGUUCUUAGUUCUAUCAAUAUUAUGAACCAAGCACAAAAACUGUAUCUAUAUGAUAUUUGUUAUUAGAUAAUAAUAUCUCAAUUUUGAAACAAAUCAACAAAUUAUGUAUCAGCACUAUGUACAGUACUGCUUUACCUGUCACAUGGCAUGUUCUGUAUUUUGCAGCAUUCUACUCAAUAUUAGGCAGGAAUACCAUCGUUGUAAUA
Messenger RNA from Neltuma alba, 1762 nucleotides. RefSeq names its product probable serine/threonine-protein kinase PBL19. Bases 275 to 1564 code for a protein of 429 amino acids. Lineage: Eukaryota; Viridiplantae; Streptophyta; Magnoliopsida; Fabales; Fabaceae. The transcript is spliced from 5 exons. Gene Ontology annotation, molecular function: ATP binding; protein kinase activity. Gene Ontology annotation, biological process: protein phosphorylation. The record is from RefSeq and is a predicted model, not a curated record.